This is a messenger RNA of Amphibalanus amphitrite, 5217 nucleotides long. Its product is annotated as DNA polymerase alpha catalytic subunit-like. The record is from RefSeq and is a predicted model, not a curated record. Gene Ontology annotation, cellular component: alpha DNA polymerase:primase complex. Gene Ontology annotation, biological process: lagging strand elongation; mitotic DNA replication initiation; DNA replication. NCBI's taxonomy places the organism in Eukaryota, Metazoa, Arthropoda, Thecostraca, Balanomorpha, Balanidae. Gene Ontology annotation, molecular function: purine nucleotide binding; DNA replication origin binding; DNA-directed DNA polymerase activity. Bases 161 to 4546 code for a protein of 1461 amino acids. The transcript is spliced from 29 exons.
ACUUUUUUAUUAACCUGUAUUUGGCGCCAAACACUGGGGCCAGUGGAUGAUUCUUGGGAUGAUUGAAAAUCGCCAUUGGAAAAUCGCUUGUUUUUUCAAUAAAAGGGAGUGAGGAGCUGGUAAACAAAAUAAGAUUAUCUGCCAUUUAAGGCUCACUGAAAUGGCAGACUCUGAUGACGUGGGCCUCGCGGCGGGCCGUUCGCGUCGCUCUCGCCGUGAAAACACGGGACGCACUGCCGCCCUGGACAAGAUCCGCAGUGGUCAGAAGAACAAGUACGAAGUCACGGACGACGACCGGGUGUACGACGUCGUCGACGAGAGCGAGUACUCGCGGCGCGUCCAGGAGCGGCUCGAGGACGACUGGAUUGUGGACGAUGGUGGCGGCGACGGGUACGUCGAAGACGGCCGGGAGAUAUUCGAUGACGACAUCGUGGACGACGGUAGCAGCAGCGGAGCCAGCAGGGCCAAGAGAAAGUCCAACAGCCGCGUACGAGAUCCGUCGCAGCCCAAGAAGAGCAACAUCAGGGACAUGCUGCUCAACAUGCCAGGCAAAAAGCCGCGCAAAGACGUCAAGCUUGAAGAGGAUACCGAUCUGCAGAACAUCCUGCAGGACAUCAAGGCGUCGCCGGCCAUCGCCGCCAAGGGCCCGACGCUCAAACGCAAACCGGUCCCCGGCGCAGCGGCCCUAGCGAAGAAGCCGCUGACGCCGUCUGCGUCCCGGGAUUCGCUGACUCAGCUGAAGACGACGCCUGUCGCGCGCACAUCGACCGUAGCGAGAACGGAGCGGCCCAGGGUCAACGGACGGCCAAUUAAGAAGGAGAACAGCGACCCGGCUUCACAGCUGAUUGAGGAAUUCCCUGCGACUCAAGAGCCUGAUGACAAGCACGCGGAACGGGAGGCGGCCGAGGCCCUGAUCCAGGAUGACGACUCAAUGUUCGAGAGCAUGGAUCUGCCGGACGGUGAUCUGGAGGAAGACGUAGCCGUCCCCGCCGUCGCCGAGGUCAAACCAGUGAAAACUGAGCCGGCGGCGGACGUGACCUCUGAGUGGCAGCGAACCACCCAGCUGUGCGUGGAUCCGCCUCCUUCCACCGAUACCGUGGUAGACGCGUCAUCCCUGCCGCUCACCACGAACGCCAAUGGAGAUCAGGUGUUGAGGUUCUUCUGGCUGGACGCGUACUGCGAUAACGCAUCCACGAACAGCGUUGUGUACCUGUUCGGUCGGGUCUGGGUACAAUCGGCCUCAGCCUACGUGUCCUGCUGCGUGCGCAUCUCAAACGUGCCCCGACGGGUGUUCCUCCUGCCGAGAAAACGGCGACUGAACCCGCGCACUGGCGAGGAGGGAGACGAGAUCACCAUGAAGGACGUCUACGAGGAGUUCAACAACAAGAUCGCCAGCCGCUUCAAGAUCGCAGAGUUCCGCUCCAAAGUCUCCACCAAGAGCUACGCGUUCGAGAAGUUCGAGGUGCCCAAUCAGGCCGACUACCUGGAGGUUAUGUAUUCUUCGCAGUACCAGGCGCUGCCUCAGAACCUGGAGGGUGAGACCUUCAGUCACGUGUUCGGUGCCAACACGAGCACCCUGGAGGCCUUCCUCAUCGGCAACAAGGUCAAAGGACCCUGCUGGCUCGAGGUCAAGAACCCGGCCAUACCCCAGCAGAAGCUCAGUUUCUGCACCAUCGAGGCGGCGGCCACCCUGCCGCAGCCGGGCCUGGUGUCGGCCACCACGGCGCCUCCGCCGCCGCUCACCGUGCUCACACUGGCCACACGUACCGUGGUGAACUCGCGUACCCAUCAGAGCGAGCUGGUGCUCGUCUCCUGUCUGGUGCAUAAGGAGUUCCGACUGGACGCCGCCGCGCCGACACCCCUCUUCCAGCAGCAUUUUUGUGCGCUAACGAAGCCGGCAGACGCGGCCUGGCCAUACGACAUUGACCGGCAGCUGACGGGAUAUACCGCAACGACUGUCAGAAAAUGCGUCAACGAAAAGGCGCUCAUCUCGUUCUUCCUCGCCAAGAUGAACAAGCUGGACCCGGACAUCGUGGUGGGUCACAACGUGUACGGCUUCGACUUGGACGUGCUGCUGAGUCGGUGUCGGCUGCUGAAGGUCGGCCAGUGGGCGCACAUGGGGCGGCUCCGGCGCUCCGGCGACGUCCUCUUCAGAACGAAAUUCUCGGACGACUCUGUACGCCGGAGUGCCAUGUGCGGCCGGUUGCUGUGCGACACCUUCCUAUCGGCCAAGGAGCUGACCAGACAGAAGAGCUACGACCUGCCUGAACUGUGCAGAACGGUUCUGCGUCUGCCGGACGCCGAGAUCGUGGACCUGUCACAGGACAAGGUGUCGGGCAUGUUCACGGGCUCGCGACCGAUCCUGGACCUGGUGACGAUGACCAUGCAGGAGGCGCACAACGCCGUGCGAGUGCUGGCGGAGCUCAACGCGCUGCCCCUCGCACUGCAGAUCACGUGUCUGGCCGGUAACCUCAUGUCUCGCACCCUGCUGGGCGGCCGGGCCGAGCGGAACGAGUUCCUGCUGCUGCACGCCUUCACCGAGCGCGGCUACAUCGUGCCCGACAAACAGUACGGCAAGAGGAAGUUCGCUCGCGCCGUCGAGCCGGCCCCGGGUGAGGAGGACGCGGCGGAGACCACCACCGCCGACUCCAAGGGACGCAGGAAGCCCAAGUACGGAGGCGGCCUGGUGCUCGACCCCAAGAAGGGCUUCUACGACCGCUACAUCCUGCUGAUGGACUUCAACUCGCUCUACCCCAGCAUCAUCCAGGAGUACAACAUUUGCUUCACGACGCUGCCGCGGCUGGCGCCCACCAAGCAGGAGGACGAGGACGACGAGGUGUCGCUGGAGAUGCCCGCCGACGACCUGGAGACCGGAGUGCUGCCCAUGGAGAUCAAGAAGCUCGUGGACCGACGGCGCGCCGUCAAGCAACUGAUGAAGGCCGAAAACACCAGUCCCGAGGAGAUGAUGCAGCUUGACGUGCGCCAAAAGGCCCUCAAGCUGACCGCCAACAGCAUGUACGGAUGUCUGGGAUUCGACUCUUCCCGGUUCUACGCCAAACAUCUGGCCGCCCUCAUCACAGCCAAGGGUCGCGACAUCCUGAUGCAGACCAAGUCGCUGGUGGAGCGGAUGGACCUGGAGGUGGUGUACGGAGACACCGACUCCAUCAUGAUCAACUCGCGCCAGCUCAACUACGACCAGGUCAUGGAGCUCGGAAAGGAGAUCAAGCGUGAGGUGAACAAGCUGUACAAGCUGCUGGAGCUGGAUGUGGACGGGCUGUACCGCUACAUGCUUCUGCUCAAGAAGAAAAAGUACGCGGCCGUGGCGGCCAGUCGCGGCUCCGAUGGCGUCAUCCAGUACACCCGGGAGCUGAAGGGUCUGGAUAUCGUGCGCCGAGACUGGAGUCAGCUGUCGGCCAACUGCGGCACUUACGUGAUCGACCAGAUAUUCUCUGCGCUGAACCAUGACGAGAAGUUGGAGCGGAUACACACCCAUCUGGAGACGGUGCGGCAGCGUCUGGAGCAGGGCCAGGUGCCGCUGGCCGAGCUCGCCAUUACCAAGGAGCUGAAGAAGAACCCAGAGGAGUACGCCGACAAAAAGGGCCAGGCGCACGUGAACGUCGCCCUGAGGGUCAACUCGCGGGGCGGGAAGAAGCUGAGACGCGGUGACACCGUUCAAUACAUCAUCUGUAAGGACAACAGCGGCCUGGACCCGAUGCAGCGCGCCUACUCAGUGGAUGAGGUGGCGGAGAGCCAGGGCCAGCUGACGCCGGACGUCGAGUACUACCUCUCUGGCCAGGUCCACCCGGUGGUCAGCCGACUGGUGGAGCCGCUGGAGGGAACCGACGCCGCCAGACUCGCCCAGGCGCUCGGCCUGGACCCGUCCAAGUUUCGUCAGCAGGCGGCCCGCCAGGACACCGGGCCCGACUCCCACCAGGGCCUGACCGGGGUCUCCGAGGCACAGCGGUUCGCCGGCUGCCAGCCGCUGCUGCUGCCCUGCGUCGGCUGCCGCCAGCAGCAGAAGUUCGCCAGCGUGUUCACAGAUGGCGCGCACAAGCUGCGAAUGGCCCAGUGUGAUAAUGAGGAGUGUAAAGCGGUGCCGGUGGAUUAUCUACCGCUGAUCGUCAACAAGCUGCGGCUGGAGAUCAGGAACGCCGUCAGACAGUAUCUCCAGGGUGUGCUGUACUGCGAGGACCCGGGCUGUCCGCACGAGACGAGGCGCAUACCGUUUCGCUUCGAGCGGGGAUUCCCCACGUGUGACCUCUGCCACAAGGCCGUGCUCAUCCCAAAGUACGAUGAUCGGUCGCUGUACAACCAGCUCUGCUACUACCAGCACAUCUUCGACCUCAAGAAGGCGCUCGACAGCCUAGACCCCAACCAGAAACAGGUCGUGCGGCGAACGCCUGACUUUGCCGCUCUGGAGGCGGCCUAUCACACUCUGAGCUCGGAGGCCGACGCCGCCAUCCGUCUCAGCAACUACUCCCACAUCGACCUGGGCCUGCUGUUCCAGGAUAUGAUGCUGAGGCCGGCAGGGUCACAGGCCAGCUAGCAGGUCGGAGGGGUGGGUGUCAGGGGUUCGGCGUGACGCGGCUGGGUUUGGAGGAGAAAGUUGGUAGCGAACGCUACCUGUCUAAAUUGGGAUCCUUGAAACGUCUCGCGUCUGCCCAGGUAUUUUCUGCCUGGCUGAUAGGUACUCAAAUGCUACAUUUGGUCUAAGUUGACGAAGAGUGAAACGAUGCAUUGGUUAGAUCAUAGAUGUGGACUCCUUCGUCAUUCGAUGGCCCCGCGGGCUGGGUUCGUCAGCAUAGGGAUUAGGGACCAAUAAUGAAGUGCUGUCAUCGGGGGCUGUCAAUGCGCUGCCGAUCGUAUUGGACCAAACUAUUCGGAUCAGACCAUUGGUUUGCAGUUGUACAAAUAGUUAAUUGUACAAAAUAGUACGGUGUCUGUGUGUGUGUGCGUGCUUGUUCCAUUUCAUAUUUGUCUGUGUUUUUACAGGGCGUCGAAUGUACACAAGCGGCGUAGUUUGUAGUUAUUUGUGAAAAGGGAUGUCGUGAAUGCUGCCCUUUUCUGGCCGACAGUUAGACAUGUGCCUUCCGUGAUCAGUCAUGCUUUUAGUAGGCUAUAUCCGGCGUGUGUUGAAUGAAUGUAUGUGAAUGCGUGCUUGUGUAACUUGUCCGGCUUCUCUUCCGGGCUUUAUGAAUACAUGGCGAGCGACCUUCC